AUGGUGCAUGGAAAUAACGGCGGUGCCGCCGCCGACACCGCCGACGCAGUGCCACCGCUGCCAAGGGGAAUGGAUCCGGCCUACUACGCCCUGAGCCUGUUGCGACGCCGCCGACUGGAGGAGUGCAUCGCCGUCUCGGCGCAUCACCUCGCAGUGCUGCAUGAAACGCAGCUUCAGACGUUGCCGGCGCCGCCGUCGCAGGCCCAGGCGGCUGGCGAGGCCGAGGCGCUGUGGUUCAUCCAGGCACGAGCGCUCGUCCUGCAGAACUGGUUCGACGAGCUCGACGUGGAGGACGACGGCGUGGACGAGGUGCUGCUGGACGGGGAGCAGACCGUCGCCUCCACGACGCCUCGCCCCGGCACCUCCCUGCAGCGGCGGAAGCUCACAGAGAGGACGCCUGCCGCGACCGGCGCGGCGCAGCGGCAGGGCACCGCACGCCCCAUCAGUAGCCGCUACGGGUAUGCGCGGCCUGGGACGCAGAGCAGGAACCGUCCAGGCACAAACUCCGCACGCCCCAUCACGUCACGAAUGAUGCGCGUUGGCACGGCGUCCCUGCAGUCUGUUCCUGGUGGCCCACACAUCGACGUGCAGAAGCUGAACAUGGAGCACUGCGGCCGGGGGUCGCCGGUGGUGGCGAGGCUUCUCUGCGACUUCUUGCUGCACGUGGAGCACCGGCCGCGGAUGGUGGUGGAGCUUGCGAGCGUCGCCCUGGAGCGGCAUCCGAAGGACUGGUGGUGGAUGUCGCGUAUGGGACAGGCGUACUACCGCCUGGGUCUCCUCCGUGAGGCGGAGCGGCAGUUCAAGGCGGCGCUCGCCGUUCAGGAGAACGUGGCCGACGUCAUGCGGCUCGCCAGGGUGUUUACCAAGAUGGAUCAGCCCCUCACGGCGCUCGAGUUGCUCUCCGGCGCGGCGGAAAAAAAUCGCCUUGACCACCACCUUCUGCUCGGCAUGGCACGCCUGUACGAUCAGCUGCAAGAUGCGGCGAAGUCGUGCCAGUUGUACCGAAGCGUGUUGCGGCUGGACAGCAGCAACGUGGAGGCGGUCGCCUGCGUCGCGGCGCACAUGUUUUACGAGAAACAACAGCCCGAGGUUGCGCUGCGCCUGUACCGUCGCCUGCUGCAGAUGGGGGUGCAGACGACGGAGCUCUGGAACAACCUAGGUCUAUGCUGCUUCUACAGCUCUCAGUACGACAUCGCCCUCAGUUGCCUGCAGCGCGCGAUAGCCACCGCGACGGAGGACGAUACGUUAGCCGAUGUGUGGUAUAACAUCGGGCAUGUGGGCAUUGGCACCGGUGACUUGGGCCUCGCCCACCGCGCCUUUAAGGUCGCGCUCGGCGCCAACCCGCGCCACGCAGAGGCGCUCAACAACCUCGCGGUGAUGAAGCUGCACAUGGGGCAGGUAGAGCAGGCCGUGAACGACCUUGCCAUGGCCAUCGAGGUCGCGCCGGAGCAGCAUGAGCCGCUCUACAACUUGGCCCUCCUCUCCUUUAGGGCGGGCAAUUUCGAAAAGGCGUACAAGCUUCUGGCGCAGGCGCUGGAGGUGUCGCCGGAUCACCCGGAGAGCGUUGAGCUCCAAGCGGCACUGCGGACCGCGUUGGCGAUGCUGUAG
Messenger RNA from Trypanosoma conorhini, 1608 nucleotides. RefSeq lists its product as uncharacterized. Bases 1 to 1608 code for a protein of 535 amino acids. Gene Ontology annotation, biological process: non-motile cilium assembly. The transcript has a single exon. The record is from RefSeq and is a predicted model, not a curated record. Gene Ontology annotation, cellular component: BBSome; non-motile cilium; ciliary basal body. Gene Ontology annotation, molecular function: protein binding. NCBI's taxonomy places the organism in Eukaryota, Euglenozoa, Kinetoplastea, Trypanosomatida, Trypanosomatidae.